Molecule: messenger RNA, 828 nt
Organism: Cyphellophora attinorum
Lineage: Eukaryota; Fungi; Ascomycota; Eurotiomycetes; Chaetothyriales; Cyphellophoraceae
Product: putative quinate permease
Exons: 2
Coding region: 1-828 (275 amino acids)
Biological process (GO): carbohydrate transport; transmembrane transport
Cellular component (GO): membrane
Molecular function (GO): carbohydrate:proton symporter activity
Source: RefSeq, a predicted model, not a curated record
AUGGCGGGGUCGAAUGGCAACCUCUACCUGGCCGCAGCCGUGGCGUGUAUGACCGCAAGCCUCCUUGGCUACAGCGUCGGUUUCAUCGGAGGCAUUCUGGUACUGCCGAGUUUCAUGCAUCACUUUGGCCUCGACCGGCUCAGCUCCAAUGACCUUGCAGUGGCGCAAGCUGCAACAGUGACAAGCUGGCUCGUUGGCACGCUGGUGGGCGUUGCUGCUGCAAUGCCGAUCUACACCAAAAUGGGAAGGAAGCCGUGCUUACUGUUCUGCUCUGUCCUGUACAUACUCGGAGCCUCACUUCAGAUCAGUGGUGUGGGAGGCAUUGCAGUAUUUGAUGUUGGGCGACUGCUCAACGGUGUCGGGGUGGGCGCUGGGACUUUAGUCAGUCCGCUGUACAUUGCCGAGAUCUCGACGCCUGAUACGCGAGGCAUGCUGAUGUCUGGCUAUCAAGUCGGGGUACAGCUGUCGGCGCUGGUUGGAUUCUGGGGUGCUUACGUCUCACACAAGGCCUUCCCCGAUACUUCUGUCCAGCAAUAUCUUGUACCAGUUGCCCUACAACUGAUCCCUGGAGUACUACUUAUUCUCGGUACACUAUACAUUGUUGAGGUGCCUCGGUUCCUGGCCGAAGAAUCACAGUACGAGACGCUCAAUCGGUCGAUCUGCUGGCUUCGUGGACUGCAGGAAUCGUCACCAGAAGUCCUGUCCGAGGUCGAAUCGAUCAAGCGAUCUGUCGCCUCUGUCGAGCAUGCGCAAUCACUUCACAAGGAGUCCUUUGUGGCGCAACUCACAUCGAACCCCAGUCUGCGCCGACGCUACUUGUGGGCAUAA